AUGAAGGAGCUGACCGCUGACCAGCGACGUGCUGUCGUAGACCACCUCCUCGUACGCGUUGUACAGCAGCCGUGCAAGCUGCACCGUGGGGCCAUACUUGAAGUGGCUCACAUCUUUGGGCGCAACCCACGAACUAUUGGCAAGAUAUGGCAACGUGCCAACGUGUCGCUGGGUGGCGACAACUUGCCCAAUCGCGAAAUGGUAUGUGAGCACACUGCCAGCAUAAAAAAAGGUCGCGUCGGGCGCAAACAAAAGUACACCAACCUUCCAGAGCGUAUACUCGCUGUGCCAGCGUCGCAGCGUACAACAAUCGCGUUCGAUGCCCAUGCCAUCGGAAUGCCACCGACCCAAGUUGACCGAUGUGAACAAGACUGCCCGCGUCAAAUGUGCCCUCGAAUUCGUGCCACGUACGCGUUCCACGACAUGUACGACUACGUACGCGUAGACGAGAUGUGGUUUCACGCCACGCGAAUCCGUUCCCAGCUUUACCUGCUACCUGGAGAGGAACCCCCGCAUCGGUCGACCCAAAGCAAGCGAUUCAUCACCAAAGUGAUGUUCUUGUCGGCAGUAGCGCGAUCUAGAUGGGACAACGCCAAGUUAGAAUGCACGUUCGUCGAGAAACCGUCCGGCCGGCACAAUCGAGCUGCGGCUGUCAAUGUGACGCGCCCUGUGUACAAGAAGAUGCUCAUCGACAACGUCAUACCUGCAAUCAAGGCUCUUUGGCCGCCGGAGUGUUCGAGGACCGUAUUCAUCCAGCAGGACAAUGAACGCCCGCAUGCUCCACCUAGCGACGCCGACAUUGUCAAGGCCUGCACGUCUGGUGGGUGGGUCAUGAAGUUGAAGUACCAGCCAUCAAACUCGCCGGACUUGAACACGCACCACUCGAACACCUACGAGGACAUCGUGAGUGCGAUGAACAAUGCGUGGAAGGACGUGGACCCGUGGUCUUUGGAACGCAACUUCCUGACGCUGCAAUCAUGCUUGCGUGAGGUCAUCGGCUGCGCCGGCGAGAACUCUUACAAGAUUCCGCAUAUGAAGAAGGCUGCUUUGAAGAAGCGUGGCCGUCUACCCGAGUAUGUCUCCUGCGGCAAAGAGAUCUACGACGAUGGUUGCACUAUGCUGGGCCAGCAUGACCUGAGCAGCGUCAUGCUUGAGCUGUCUCUGCAGACAGCCCGCGACUUGGAAAUGAGCGACAUAUUCACAGCAUUGGAAACGCUUGACAUCGAUGACCAGGAUGAAUAA
Messenger RNA from Aphanomyces astaci, 1242 nucleotides. RefSeq lists its product as hypothetical. Gene Ontology annotation, molecular function: nucleic acid binding. The record is from RefSeq and is a predicted model, not a curated record. The coding region runs from base 1 to 1242 and encodes 413 amino acids. NCBI's taxonomy places the organism in Eukaryota, Oomycota, Saprolegniomycetes, Saprolegniales, Verrucalvaceae. The transcript has 4 exons.